AUGUACAAACAACAUUUGGAAAAAAAAAUUCAAGAUCAAUUUAAGGUACCUACGAGUCAUACACUUAAAUCAGUUCAAGUUGCUACACAAGUUGUUGCUGGAAUGAAUUAUUUUUUUAAGGUUGAAUUACCAGAUAAAAAAUAUGCAACAGCUUGUGUUUAUCAUAUUGAAUGGGAACAAGAGACUCAUGGAAAAGAAGAUCAGGUCACUGUACAUACUAAACUUAGUGAAAAUCCAAAUGAAGACAUGGGUUGGUUUUAA
Messenger RNA from Rotaria sp. Silwood1, 261 nucleotides. Lineage: Eukaryota; Metazoa; Rotifera; Eurotatoria; Philodinida; Philodinidae. The record is from the annotation of a GenBank genome assembly.